GCCUCCACGUUGCUACUGCCAGUUCCGGCGCCGUCUUCGCCAUCUUACUACUGCCGCCCGCCCACCCGCCCACGUUGCGGGGUUACCAAGAUGGCGGCGCCCAGGGCAGGCAUGCUUCUCCUGCCCCGAGUCACCGCCGCGGCCGCUCUCCGAGCGCUGAGGCAGGGUCGCCGCCUCGCCUGGACUUCUGCGCCGCUCAGACGCCACGGCAGCAGCGGCGGCGGCAGCAGCGGCGGCAGCUGCAGGAGCUUUCUCGACGUGCACGCCCGAGGUCUCCUGCACGGUGUGUACCCCGAGGCGAGCUUGGAGCUGCGCGCGCUGCUCGAGUCCGCGCGGCAGUGCGUCUACUGCGGGUUCGACCCCACCGCGGACAGCCUCCACGUGGGACACCUGCUGGCCCUGGUGCUCAUGCUGCACUGCCAGCGAGCCGGCCACGACGCCGUGGCCCUGGUCGGAGGCGCCACGGCGCUGGUGGGCGACCCGAGCGGCCGCGCGGGAGAGCGGGAGCCGCUGAGCGCCGAGGCGGUGGAGCGCAACGCGGCGCGCAUCGGCGACAGUCUGCGCCGAGUCGCCAGCAACCACGAGGCUCUGCUGUGGCGGCCAGAUAGCCAGGGACCUCCGGGGAGGCGGAGGCAGCUGGGCGCCUUUGCGGUGCUCAAUAACGCGAGCUGGUACGGGGAACGCGACGUGGUUGGGUUCCUGUCCACGGUCGGAAGGCACUUUCGCAUGGGCACCAUGCUGAGCCGGCACAGCGUGCAGUCGCGACUCAAGUCUCCCGAGGGGAUGAGCCUCGCCGAGUUCUCCUACCAGAUGUUCCAGGCGUACGACUUCCUGCACCUGCACCGCGAGCUGGGCUGCGUGGUGCAGCUGGGAGGCGCCGACCAGCUUGGCAACAUCAUGUCGGGGCAGGAACUCAUCCACAAAGUGACCGGCAAGGAGGUGUACGGCAUCACGGUGCCGCUGAUGACGAGCACCACGGGAGACAAACUGGGCAAGACGGCGGGCAACGCUCUGUGGCUCAACCGCGACAGGACGUCGCCCUUUGACCUGUACCAGCAUUUCAUUCGCCUGCCCGACGCAGAGGUCGAGAGGUACCUGAAGCUCCUCACCUUUCUGCCGCUGGCCGAGGUGUCUCACGUGAUGGAGCGGCACCGUGAGACGCCAGAUAAGCGCGGGGCUCAGCGCCGUUUGGCAACCGAGGUCGUGAAGCUCGUGCAUGGCCAGGAUGGGUUGGAAUCCGCAAUCAGGUGCACCAAAGUGCUGUACGAGGGCAGCACGCAGGACCUGGAGGCGAUGGACGACACGGAGCUGCGGGAGCUGUUCCGAGAGUCGUCCUUCACGGAGCUAGUGCUGGAGCCCGGCACCUCGCUGCACGACAUGUGCCUGAGGGUACAGGCGGUGCCCGAGGGCAGCCAUGGCCUGCAGAUGAUCGAGAGCGGCGGGGUGCGCGUGAAUCAUGAGCGGGUCACUAACCCGGACCAGGUGCUCGUGCUGGGUCAGCACGUCCUUCGCAACGGCCUCUCCCUGCUGCGCAUUGGCAAGAAGAACUACUACAUCGUCAAGUGGCUCAACGUGUGAGUGCGUACGCGAGUGUGGCACGAGGGCCGGCCUUCUCCAGUGUCCACGGUUCGUGCCGACUUGUGGCUGUCGUCCGCGAGUGAGCUGCCUUGGCCAUGGACCCAGUUGCAAGUUCGACCCGUUUGAAUGUUACCUGCUGUUGGACGGGAAAUUUCUCUCCGCCCACCUGAAAUACUAUCUUUUCUAUUUCGUUCAAGAAGUAGAGAAGUCGGGUGUCGUCCGUGCACUCGUACGCGCAAAUUGGCAGGUCCCGUAGGUGGAGCCGAGCCAGUGGUGGAAAUUCUUCAUUGACGUUCAAACGAGUGUACAGAAGAUGAAGCUCGGUUUAAUAAUGGAUGAUGAUGAUAUUGGGGCUUAUUCAGGCCUAACUAGGAUAUGAAUUCAUGAUUUGGUGCUCAACUGCUGAAAGUGAUAACAUGCCUGGGAAGGAAAGUCAUGAAUUUCCACUGAAUGCAUGGCUGUUGGUGCAUUUUAGGUUGCAUCUUAAAAUAUAUCUCAAAAGCUUGGAAUAUAAAAAAAUAUAUAGGGUUGAAUUCGGACUUCUGUUGACCUCUUCACUUGAAUUCCAGUUAAGUUUGAUUUUGAAGAGGUAAAUUGACAUUGUUAAACUGUUCCCAUUCACAAGUUAAUAUAUACCCAUAGUACACAAGUACCCUUGUGUAUUGUACAAAUAAUAUCUGUAUAAUAUACUUGAAUAAAAAUGUAAGAGUUUUCAAA
Molecule: messenger RNA, 2295 nt
Organism: Petromyzon marinus (sea lamprey)
Lineage: Eukaryota; Metazoa; Chordata; Hyperoartia; Petromyzontiformes; Petromyzontidae
Gene: YARS2
Product: tyrosyl-tRNA synthetase 2
Biological process (GO): tyrosyl-tRNA aminoacylation
Cellular component (GO): cytosol; mitochondrion
Molecular function (GO): RNA binding; tyrosine-tRNA ligase activity; ATP binding
Source: RefSeq, a predicted model, not a curated record